This is a messenger RNA of Myripristis murdjan (pinecone soldierfish), 2272 nucleotides long. It is a transcript of the gene tmem30b, whose product is annotated as transmembrane protein 30B. Gene Ontology annotation, cellular component: endoplasmic reticulum; Golgi apparatus; plasma membrane. Lineage: Eukaryota; Metazoa; Chordata; Actinopteri; Holocentriformes; Holocentridae. The transcript is spliced from 8 exons. The record is from RefSeq and is a predicted model, not a curated record. The coding region runs from base 25 to 1179 and encodes 384 amino acids. Gene Ontology annotation, biological process: phospholipid translocation.
CUGACGUCAGCCUGAGAGAACUGGAUGGGCAGGAAGAUAGUAGAUACAGGUAAAGGUGAUCUGUUCCGUCACAUCUGCAGCACAGGGCUGCGCCCACUAAACUCCGAUGGUCGCUUGAUUCUUUUGUUUCUCCAUUUUGCAGCCUACUGUCUGACCAAGGGAAUGAAGGAACAGCAGGAGACGGCCAACCGGCCUGACAACACUGCCUUCACCCAGCAACGGCUUCCAGCCUGGCAGCCUAUGCUAUCUGCUGGUAUUGUAAUCCCGGGGUUUGUCAUCAUCGGUCUGGCCUUCAUUGGCAUUGGCAUCGCUCUCUUUGUCACCUCUCAGAACAUCCAAGUAUUGGAGAGGGACUAUACUGGUGUAGAGAACAACUCACCCUGCUUCAAGUGCUCUGACCCAAGUACCAAGAACUGUGUGUGCAAGCUGGACUUCUCCCUGGACAAACUAUUUGAGGGGCCAGUGUUCUUUUAUUAUGGUUUGUCCAACUAUUUCCAAAACUACAGAAAGUAUGGUGUUUCCAGAGACGAUCGCCAGCUCUCUGGACGUCUGGACAACUUUCAGAGUCCCGAUGAAGGUUGCGUGCCAUACCAGUACGACGCCAACAAUAAACCAAUUGUGCCUUGUGGAUCAGUGGCAAACAGCCUGUUCAAUGACACCUUCAAGCUCUAUCAGAUCGUCAAUGGAGCGAGGAAGCUGGUGCCCUUUGAUGGGAAAGGCAUCGCAUGGUGGACAGACCACAACGUCAAAUACAGAAACCCCUCUAUCACACCUCUGAAGAAUGCAUUCAAUGGUACUGUGAAGCCCACAUUUUGGUCUAAGCCAGCUUAUGAGCUGGACCCAUCAGACCCAGCCAAUAAUGGCUUCGUCAAUCAGGAUUUCCUCGUCUGGAUGAGAAGAGCAGCGCUGCCAGACUUCAGAAAGCUGUAUCGACGAAUUACAGAAGGCGAUUAUAAAAACGGCCUGCCAGCAGGAAACUACUCCCUGGAAAUUGCCUACAAUUAUCCUGUGUUGGACUUUGAUGGGAGGAAGAAGGUGGUGUUCAGCAAUGUGUCCUGGAUGGGCGGGAAGAAUCAGUUCCUGGGCAUCGCCUACCUGGUGAUUGGCUCAUUGUGUGUCGUCAUGUCCAUCGUCAUGCUCAUUGUCUACGCCAAGUUCAAGUUCCCUGAUGAGGAGUGAUUGUCCAGACGUGGACUGACUGUGGGUUGAUGAUCCCAAUGCAGAGUUGUUGUUUGUUUGUUUUUUUUUAACCUGAAGAUCUUCUGAGUACAAAAGUCAGCGCUCAAACUAAGAAAAUGUACAGCUAAAACGCUCAGGUGAGCAAAAUUUGCCUGUGUUUUCUACUAAUCAUUGACUUUUUCCCAAGGUUUAGAGAAACUCAAGCAAGCUGUUUGGCAUGAAGUUUCUCCACUGAUGGUGAAAUGGAUCAACUUUGUGAAGAUUCAGGGAUAACUGUCUGCAGUUUUGAGCAUGUGUUCUUGUCUGGAACUGGAAACAUGUCUAUGAAAUUGCUCGUUUUAAUGCAAGACCUUGCUGGUAUCUCAGAUUUAAAUCAACAUUAGAGAGCUGAUAUUGCUCACAAAUCAAUUCCAGAGUCCUUAAUAAUGUAUGGUAAUUCUGUUUUAUUGGGAUUUAGAGGGAUUUGUCUUACAGGCAUUUUAAAAUAAUGUAAUAAUGCCACCUCUAUGAAACUUGAGGGGAAGACAGAGAUAGGAUAAAGGCAGGGUAUGUUCUGUAUAUGUGAAGCCAAGAGAAGAAGCAGGUCAAAACAAAGAAAUUAAACAUUCACUCAUAUGGUCCUUUGCAUAAUAUGAAGUGAGCAUACUCCAGUUUAAAAAGAAUAGUACCUCUUGUUUAUUUAAUUUCUGCUACUUGACAUAUUUUUAGAACUGUUACCAUUUUCAUUUUCCUCAGGCUCCAGGCAGUCUCUGACAUUUCUGGAAGUUUUAGUGUUUCCAUGACCUCAAAAAUGAGAUGCCUCCUCAUUUUCAGCCAGUGAUAAUAUUAAAGCCAUAUUUUGUUGUUUGGUAUAGAACAAGCAGCUGUGUUCAUUGUGUUUCUUAAUCUGGAAAUUAUGUCUGAUACUAUUGAGAAUAUACUGUAUUAGCUCAGGGAUAUGGUGAAACGCCUGUGCAACUCAAGCUGUCUUCUUUUAUAGACAUAAUAUUUAUUGUGUGUUUCCUCUACUGCUUUGAACUGUGGCCAUCCUUUGAUAUUUAGAUGAUACUGUGCUUUAAAUACUUUACUUAAAUAAAACAGGACCAAAACUACA